Molecule: messenger RNA, 3131 nt
Organism: Mugil cephalus (flathead mullet)
Lineage: Eukaryota; Metazoa; Chordata; Actinopteri; Mugiliformes; Mugilidae
Product: RILP-like protein 1
Exons: 8
Coding region: 278-1663 (461 amino acids)
Biological process (GO): cilium assembly
Cellular component (GO): cytoplasm; ciliary basal body
Molecular function (GO): protein dimerization activity
Source: RefSeq, a predicted model, not a curated record
CUGGUAGGUAUCGGUGGUGUUUUAUAUGGAGGCGUUUACCGGUAUCGGUAUGGUCGAAUUGAACAUUUACGAGUUUACGCGGUGACUGUGAACGCAGCACCAGAGGCAACAGUUUAGUUUGUACUGUCAACAAACACUUUGGCGCCGUGGUCUCUCACACCCUUCACGCAAAGUUGUAUAAACAAGUUUUUCUACCGCCAAUGUGAGUCUACUCCAAGCGCCAGAGGAAGCAGAGAUAUGCUGAAUAUUAGAGGUGUCAAUAAAGCAGAGGACAGACAUGGAAACCCGCGUUGUCCCAGCGCUGGACAGACCCGCCGCGGAGCUGACUGUCGUGGACGUGUACGACAUAGCGGCGGUGCUGGGGCAGGAGUUUGAGCGGAUCAUAGACCGGUUCGGCUGCGAGUCCCUGGUCGGGUUGGUGCCCCGCGUGGUGCGGGUCCUGGAGUUGCUGGAGGCGCUGGUGAGCCGCGGAGCCGCGGGACAGGAGGCCGAGGAGCUGCGCAGGGAGCUGGACAGGUUGCGUCAGGAGCGCAGCGACAGAUAUGAGCAGGAGAGGAAGCACCAGAGGGAGUUGGAGAUGGUGGACGACGUAUGGCGAUUAGAAGUCCAGGACCUGCUCUCUCAAAUCAGCCAGCUUCAGGCAGAGAACAAGCGUCUGUCCGUGAGCCUCUCUCUCAAAGAGUCCCCCAUCGCAGAGGAAGAGCCGCAGAAACACGAGGGAAUGUCAGAGAAAGAAAAACAAGCAAUGAAGAAGCUGAAAGAUUUAGUGGAUAAACAGAGGGAUGAAAUCCGGGCUAAGGACCGUGAGCUGGCGCUAAGAAACGAGGAUGUUGAAGCGCUCCAGAUGCAGCAGCAUCGGCUGAUAAGGAUCAACCAGGACCUCCUCCACAGGAUAGGUGUGAUGGAGGCUCAGGGCAAGACACUGAUUCAGCGGAGGGCUGAGCUCGAGGCUGCAGCCCAGGCACAGCACCAGGAGCUCGGGGCUCUGCGGCUGGAGGUCACGAGGCUGAAAAGGGAGCUCCAGGAAUGGGAACUAGAGAAAGAACUCUCUGAUAUAGAAGAGGUCCGGUUUUCAAGAUCUGGGAUGUUGCCACCGACAACACCACUGAUCAGGUCUGCAGAAGCAGAGCUUUCUAACUCCUCCGCGCCUAAUUCAGUGUGGGCCGAGUGCGGAGGAGACCCGGGCUUCCUGGCAAACUGCUUUGAGCAAGAAAAGAGCAUUUCUGUUGUCCCAAGAUUAGCAAAGAGAGAGCAUAAUGUGAAAGAGGGGGACGAAGAUGAGGACACGUCGGCAUUGUCACUGGGGGGAUCAACUGAUGCAGAGCCAGAAGAGGAGACAGAUAAUCUGGAACAGGAGUCGGAUAAACCUCGCUUCACCCUUCAGGAGCUGAGGGACGUCCUGCAGGAGAAAAAUGAACUCAAAGCCCAAGUUUUUCUUUUACAGGAAGAGCUGGCAUAUUACAAAAGUGAAGAGAAUGAGGAAGACUUCAGUCCAGUUGCUUGUAUUUCGCCACCUCCACCUCAUCCUCCAACUUCUACUGAUCAGCCUGAAUCAGGAAUUAGACGCUUGAUCUUCACGGCCAUAAUGCCAAUGGUGGCGGCAGGUUUGAUCGGGGACGAUCCGACGUUGUUGCCGAUACGAAGACUAGUUUCUUUCGUAUGACCGUAAAUUCAACUUGUUCUUACACUAAAAGUUUUAUUUUUUUUUAACCGCAGCAUCUCAACAAAAGUUAUUUUAAACAUGAAACUGUGACGAAUCUACUUUACAUGAUAUAUUUUGGUUUUUAGUUUCUCAUUAGCUGAGUAAGAGCUUUAAAUGGACAUAAACAGUUCAGAAACGAGACAACUGAGUACACCUCACGCUCGCAGAUGCUUUAAUGACCUGUCAGAGUUUUGGCUGCAUAAUGUCAUCAAAUGCUUCACUCUGUGUGAUCUGCCGUAACAUUAUGACUUGUAUGAAGUCACGAACACUGAUGAUGUUGCUAUGAUGUAAAAUUCUUUGGGAAGCCUGGAUAGUGACACCUGGACAUCGUUGCAGACCAAGCGCAGCCCCAUGGUAAGAGCAAAGAGGGUUGUCUUUGCAUCCUGUUACCUGUUAUGUUCAGCAGUUAGGUGAUGGAACAUAUACUUCUGACAACUUUCUGUCAGAACCAGCAUCGACUCUUUCAGAAGUUUGAGCUGCAGUAGCUCAUCCCUUGGAUCAGACCACACUAGCCAACAAGCCUUGGCUGUUCAUGACUCUGUUGCCAGCUCACCACUGCAGGACCACAAACACUUCAAAAGAGCUGCAGUAUUAGAUAUCACAAAGUUUUUCAAAGUCGCUCAAAUCCUUCAUCUUACCCGUUUUGUCCUGCUUCUAAAACUUGGAGGUAAAAUUUGCUGCGUGAUGUCCGACAGUCUGACAGUUGACAUUUUGACAAGAUAACCAGCGUAAUUCACUUCACCUCUGAAUGGUCAUAAUAUUAUAGUUUGUGCUUCAUUUGUUGUAAUACUGCACACAAUAAUGACAGAUAGACUAGCAACCGGGUUCCUUAUGUUAGAACCACACUACAGACUGUACAGUAUCUACCUGGAGACAGUUUCCCAGAGUAUAAAUUGAGUUUUUGCUCUUCGCCACCUGUUUAACACUCUAAAAAAUGAUGCAUUAGGCCCAGCUGCCGCAAGACCUAUAAAAUAGACAUGUGGCGUGAUUUAUAUCUGUCAUGAUGUAUCUGAUGGUAAAUUAUUGCCCAUGUGUUUGCCUUUGGUUUCAGUGUACACUGAAUGUGCUACAUGACCAUGUGCCCCUGUUUUCCAUUGAGAGACUGUGUGAGAUCCUCGCCUAUACAGCUGAAACAGCGUGUUACUGCCAAUCAGAUGAAUACAGGCUGGCACCCACACAAAUUCGGCUCUAGUAGGCUCUAGUAGAACAUCCCAGACAAGUUUGAAAUUGUUUCAAAGUUUGAGUUUGACACUUUUUUAGGUCUCAAAAAGAGGACAUGUCUGGGAAAAAGAGGUCAUCUGGUAUAUAUACCUAUAUAUAUCUAUCAGUAAUCAGUAAAUGUCAUAACUAUGAUUUGUGCCAGACUGAUAUUGCAAAGUAAUGUUUUUUUUUCAGAAUAUGGAAAUAAAGUUUUAUUUUAAAUUUUUUA